Messenger RNA from Spirodela intermedia, 907 nucleotides. NCBI's taxonomy places the organism in Eukaryota, Viridiplantae, Streptophyta, Magnoliopsida, Alismatales, Araceae. The record is from the annotation of a GenBank genome assembly.
AUGGACACGCGCAUGUGGUUGGCUCAAUCCUCCACGCUGCAUGGGCCAGCAGACACAAAGCUACUCUCUUUUGUGUACAAGAAACCCCGGUUUAUACGUUCAUGGCUGGAUAAUUAAUGCUGUCCUUGAGCGGCUCCACAUAACAUGUCAUGACGCCUGCAUCUACAGGAGGUUACAUCCGCCAUUGAUGGCCUGCACUACGAUGAUCUUAAUCUUAAUCUUAAUCUUACUCUUAAUGGGUUUUCCAGUCACAUCAGCAUGAAGAGAGAGAGGGAGGGAGAGGGUUCCGUCCGCUGGAGUAUCCUAGCCGAAAGCUGUUCUUAACUCGAAGGCUACAUCUGGAACGGGUAUGCCCCCUCUUUUGCUUGGUUGAUGAAACUCUUUAGAUUCGGUCCUCUACGAUCAGGCCAAAAGGGGGAGAGAAGAAAAUCCCACGGUUUUAUAGAAGACGUUUGCAAGUGGCCGUGGACGAACUAACUCGUAUGUCUGCUUUUAACAGCAAAUCGACUCCGGCAGGAUCAUUGGAGAUUCUGACGGCAUUUCAGGCUUCGGGGUUCGCAUUGACCCUUGAUCCGGUUCUGGGAACUCUUAGGUCAACUGCAAGGUGGCCCUCACGUGCGGCUGCGGCGUCUGGGGGUCGCUCGAACUCACCAGCGCUCCCUCCCCGCACCCGCCGCCACGAAACCGCGUCACCUUGCAACUCUUCACGGCUUCCUCUGAUCCCUCCCUCCGCUGCCUCUCCCUCUUUCGCUCUUUUCUCCUUCUCCGAGGCGGGGGUCUCCGUUGCUGUCUUCUUCCGUAUUGCAUGAUUGUAGUACUGUGCUCUCGCUCAAGCGGCCGAGGAGGAGGAGGAGGAGGUGGAGGAGGAGGAGGAGGUGGAGGAGGAGGAAGAGGCAGAGGUGGGUAG